GGCAUCCCGUCGAUACUAAACAAUACAGCGAAGGAAACUUUUCUCAGUACAGCGAGUUUGUUUGAAGUUUCAUGUGCGUGACUUUCUAACUGCGUCAUAAUCACCUGUUUAUCGUACUGUUUUGAUUGCUAAUGGUGUUCAAUCCGAUCGCUAUGUCUGAAACCAAAUCAUUUAAGGAAAGAAGAAGCUUUUCACAAAGGAAGAGAGAUGUGGAACAAAUUCGUGAGCAGCAUCCAAAUAAAAUUCCUGUGAUAAUUGAAAGAUAUUAUGGUGAAAAACUGCUUCCAUUAUUAGACCGAAGUAAAUUUUUAGUUCCUGAUCAUAUCACAGUUGGUGAGCUUAGCAACAUCAUACGGAGACGAUUGCAACUCCAUCCUAAUCAAGCCUUUUUUUUACUUGUCAAUCAGCGUAGUAUGGCCAGUGUUUCUAUGACAAUGUCUGAUCUCUAUGCCAGGGAAAAAGAUGAAGAUGGAUUUCUGUAUAUUAUUUUUGCAUCGCAAGAAGGGUUUGGCUAUGAAUCAUAAAAUUGCUUUGCGUCCUUGUAAACUUUCUGACACUUUGUCUAUACCAUAAAUGUUAGUUACUUAUUGGUAUUUUAUCAAUGCAUACUUUUAUUAUUUAUUGUUUUUUUUGAUAAUAGGAUGGUGAUAUUUCCUAAAGUACUAAAUGUUUUAAAUGACAUUUAUUUGAAUAUAAGUUGCUACUUUAGUGAUUGAUUAUUAAUCAAUUGAAUCUGAAGUCGUCGUUUGCUAUAUUUUGUAGGUUUGGAUAGUGUUUCACAAACUUUAUUUUUGCCAAAACUUUAAUAACUUAUUAAAUGGUGUUGUCGACCUGAAAUAAAAUUUGAACAGUAAGGUAGCUUUAUAUUCUUGAUAUUAGUGUUUAUUUAAAUGAAAUGGUUUUUGCUUAAUUUUUUGUCUGGUAUGUGAUGAUGUAAUCAUACUGUGCAUAUAUAUAAAAUGCUUAUGUACUGUGAAUCUUGUGUAUACGAAUAAGAAUGAUGCAUAAACUUUAUGGAUGAUGCUGUGGAUAGUGUAUAUUUUUUAUAUUUGUGUGCUAAUACCUAGAACGUGUGUUAGAUCAUUCUGUAAAUAUGCGUUUUGUGUUUUUUUUAAUUAUAUGCUGUGCACUUUGAUGUGAUAAGGCACUUAAUUGUAAGUAAAUCUCUUUUCCUGUUUAAAAUAAGCAUUUUAUAUUUCAGCUAAUAGUUAUCAAUUUUACUAAUUUACUUUUCUUUGGUCUGAAUUACCCUGUUCAAGAAAAAUUUUCUAAUUCUGAUUAAUAAUUUUAGCAUGAAAUUUAAGAUUUAAUAUCAGUAAUUAAUGAUUUGUUUUCACUGUAUAGUCAGAGGGCACAGCAUUGUUAAAAAAAAUCUCCAUUGAAAGCAUAAUAGUAAAGUUAUAACUUGUGUAUUUAUUAAACUCUGUAAAUGAAUCACAAAUCUAUUUUUACACUUACUUGUCUUUUCCAUUAAUUCUAUUUCAUGAAAGUAAUGGUAUAAAUGGUGUUGUCAAAAUGCUGCAAAGUAGCAUGUGAAGAAUGAAAGUUAUUGGAAAUAAUGGAAACUAAAGCAACAAAAAACGCAUUUUUAUUAUUAGACGUCUAAUAUUAUUUUAAAGAUGCUUAUAGAAGUAGCAAUAAAUUUCAAGGAAGAGGCCCUUUCAUCUAGAUAUGAGAAUAUGGAAUGUGGAUAGCAUUUUUUUUUAAAGAAUCGAUAUUUAUGUACAACAGCUAAUAUGCUUCCAGAAUUACAUUUAAUGGUAAUUCUGCCAGUACCUCUCUGUCAGGUUCUCUGCCUACAUUAAAAACUGACAUGUGAUCAAAUUGCUAAAAGUCGCUUCUUGUCUUAUCUUUUAAUAUUUUUAAGUAGUUCAUCUAUCCCUAAAGCAAGCUUUGUUUAACAGUUUGAAACUGUUUUAAAAUUAAUGACAGAUGCUAUCCACUUCUGCAAAUUUAAUGUGUCAUUAUAUUGCAAAUAUUGAAAUAUAAAUUUUUGUUUCUAGAAGAAGAAAUCAUUAUUUUUUAAAGACAAAUACUGAUUCUCAUUUAAAGUUUGAAUAUGUAAAGUUUAAAUCAACAUACCAGUAGUCAUACUUCUUAUUUUCUGCAAUACCCACUUUAAUUCAAAACUAGUAUUUUGCCUUUAAAGAGUUAAUUGAGAAUUUUCCUCUCAGGAAUGAACUCAUGUAACAAAAUCAAUAUCCUAUUAAAGCAACUUUUUUUUUUUUUUUUUUGUUCUUGUUUAGUAUGUAGUAAUAUGAAGUUUAAAAUCUCCCCUUUGGUUCUUAAGUCUAUUAAUGCUAUAUUUCAUUUCAAUUUGAAGAAUGAGAAAUAUAAAAUUUGAGUCCCAUAAACUAUAUUCUUUUAAAUUGAGAAGUAAAUAGAAUAACAGACCUAAGUUCCUGUUUUAUAGACUGACAAAACUAGAGAUUUUCUUCUCUAGAAUGAAAUGAUCCAUUUUUUCUCAAUUACUAAUUCAGAAAAUUGUGAACAAUUACUAUUUCUGAAAACUGUUACUUCAAAUCUGUUUUAUAUAUUUUGUAUUCAUCUUUCACAUGGUGCUGCAGAAACUACAUGCUAGCCACUAUAGUACGUUCACUCUUUAACCAUUUGUUGCCUGUCUCACAUUCUAAAGGGUGCAUUAUAUUUACAUUUUUGUGACUUAAGUAUUAUAAUAACCGUUUAAAAAAAACUGUCAUAUUAAUUUUUAAAAUUACAACAAAUUAAUAACUAUAUAUUUGAAAUUAAACAAUAAAAAAUACUUUUAUGUGUAUGAUUAAGCAUCUCAUUACUUUUCUGAGCUCGGAGUGAUAUUUUAUAUAUUUCUGGCAAUAAUUCUCAAUCAUUUUAUUGGAUGAAAUAUCUUAUUGGUUUUUCUCUGAAAUAUCGUUUUUCUUUCUCUAAAUCGAAAUGAUUCGUGUUUGCCCAGUUGCUAAUUCAAAAAAUUUUAUGGAAUUAUCAUUUCUAAUAGCAAAGCUGUUACUUCAAAUCUGUCCUCGCCAUUCUGAAAAGUGCAUUCAUCAUGUUUACAUCUUUAAAAAUAGUUAUUUAUAGGAGUUGUUUAUGAAGAAACCCCUCACAAAGUUUUUUAGCAUGAUAACUAACUAAUACCUAUAUUUUUCAGCUUCCUAAGCAAUAAAAAGAAUCCUUAUGCUCACAUGUUCAUAAUUAAGUAUGUCAUUACUUUCCGAACGCAAUGUGAUAAUAUUUGAAAUAUAUUUCUUGCAGUAAUCCACGGUCUUUCUUUUGAUAAAGUAUUUUAUUGAUCUUUAACCUGGUAUUUGAUUUAGCUAUUUUUUUUUUUUUUUUUUCUUUUUACACUUUAACAUUAAUUUUUAGAAUUUAUAACCCAUAUUUAUAUUUUCGAGCUUCCUAAGCAAUAAAAGGAAUCCUUGCGCACACACAUGUACAAUGAAGUUUCCUAUUCCGAGUGUUAAGGGUUAAUAUCUGAGUUUCUUAUCCGCUUUUUUUAAUUAAUUGUUUUUUAUUAGAAGCAAUAUCUUACUCAUCUUUCUCUGAAAUAUGGUUUUUCUAGAAUGAAAAGAUUCGUGUUUGUCUAAUUAUUAAUUCAAAAAUAUGUAUGAAAUUCGAAAAGCUGUUACUGAAAUCUGCCUUUGUAGUUUGUAUUCUUUAUCUUGUGUACAUUAUUCUAGAAGUUAUAUACUAGUUUUUAUAGUACUUCCACUCGUUAACCCUUUGCACUUAUGUCUAGCCGUAAAUAACUAGCCUUUUAUAUUUGUCCUCGUCAUUCUGAAGAUUGUGUCAUAUAAUUAGUACAAACGCUGUUUUUUUUAAAUAUAUAUUUAUAAAGCCUCUCACAUUAUUUUUUAGAAUUGUAACUAAUGAUUAUAUUUUUCAGCUUCCUAAGAAAUAAAAGGAGUUCUUAUACUCGCUAAUAGUUAAGAAUGUCAUUACUUUUGCGAGCGCAAAUGGGUAAUUGAAAUAUUGUUGAUGACUAUUCAGUAUGAGCAUCGUAUGUCUUAAACUAAUUUUCGUUGUUACAGUAAGCAUCUAUUGUUUUCAUAUGCUAUGCAGUAAAUUGAGAACUAUUUCCCUAUAGUAUAGAUUUUUUUCAAUGUUUCUUAUUCCAUUUCACAGUAUAUUUCGAACAUGUUUUUCUUUUAAAAAAAGUUCUGUGGAGAUUUUGUCAUUGUAAAACUAUCUUUUAUUACAUUUUAAUGCUGCCUGUAAAGUUUCAUAUUUGUAUUUUAAUAAACACAUUUAAAACUUGUA
This is a messenger RNA of Argiope bruennichi, 4233 nucleotides long. RefSeq names its product microtubule-associated proteins 1A/1B light chain 3A-like. Gene Ontology annotation, biological process: macroautophagy; cellular response to nitrogen starvation; autophagy of mitochondrion. Gene Ontology annotation, cellular component: autophagosome membrane; autophagosome; cytosol. Bases 132 to 524 code for a protein of 130 amino acids. NCBI's taxonomy places the organism in Eukaryota, Metazoa, Arthropoda, Arachnida, Araneae, Araneidae. The record is from RefSeq and is a predicted model, not a curated record. Gene Ontology annotation, molecular function: ubiquitin protein ligase binding. The transcript has 5 exons.